Molecule: messenger RNA, 4422 nt
Organism: Patella vulgata (common limpet)
Lineage: Eukaryota; Metazoa; Mollusca; Gastropoda; Patellidae
Product: E3 ubiquitin-protein ligase RMND5A
Exons: 9
Coding region: 36-1199 (387 amino acids)
Biological process (GO): proteasome-mediated ubiquitin-dependent protein catabolic process
Cellular component (GO): cytoplasm; GID complex; nucleus
Molecular function (GO): protein binding; ubiquitin protein ligase activity
Source: RefSeq, a predicted model, not a curated record
CAAAUUCAUUGAAGGUGAAGGUCACGAAAACAAAUAUGGAGUCCUGUUUAGCAGUUGAACGGGAACUAGACAGAGUUUUGGCUAAAUUUAAUGGACUAAGAGACCACAGUAACGAAGCUGUCGAAGAAUUAAUUCAUUCUCUUCAAAGUAUUUGUAAUGAACUACAAUCAGGACAAGACUUAACAUCUACACAGUCAGCUAUUCUUGUCCAAACGGUAAAACGAGUUCGGGAUGCUGUACAGAGAGUCAGUACAGAACACAAGGAACUGCAUGGAUCAGUUUCCAAAGUUGGGAAAUCUGUGGAUAGGAAUUUCAUCUCCGACUUCACAGCUGUUACACCAGACACAUUUGAAAAUGCAAAGAACAAUAAUUUAUUAAAUGAAGUUAUUUGUGAACAUUUUUUAAGACAGGGAAUGCUGGAUAUUGCAGAGUCACUGACACAGGAUGCUAGACUAGAAGUGGACAGUUCAAGAAAGGAACCUUUUCUGGAAUUACAUAGAAUACUAGAAGCGUUAAAACAACGAGAUUUAGACCCAGCUUUAGAAUGGGCUUGUAUCAAUCGUGAUAUACUAAUAGCACAGAGGAGUUCUCUUGAGUUUAAAUUACACAGAUUAAGGUUUAUUGAACUUAUUAAAGAAGGUACAAGACGUCAGAAAGAAGCUCUGUCAUACUCCAGAAAUUUUGCUAUGUUUGGAUCUCAACAUGCCAGGGAACUCCAAGUAUUAAUGGGCAGCUUAUUAUACUUGCCACAAGGUAUUGAAAACUCUCCGUAUAUUUCUCUACUUGAACCAAUGUAUUGGGAAGAAAUUUGUGAUGUGUUUACCAGAGAUGCUUGUGCCUUGAUGGGUUUAUCAGUAGAAAGUCCUCUCAGUGUUGGUAUUCGUGCUGGUUGUAAAGCAUUACCUCCCUUACUCAGCAUUAAACAAGUCAUGCAGCAGAGACAAGUAGCCUCAGUUUGGAGCAGCAAAGAUGAGUUGCCUGUUGAAAUUGAACUGGGUAAAGAAUAUCAUUAUCACUCUAUAUUUGCCUGUCCUAUCUUACGACAACAAAGUAACGAGAAUAAUCCACCCAUGAGACUCGUCUGUGGCCAUGUUAUCUCUAAAGAUGCCUUAAAUAAACUAUCAAGUGGAAAUAAGGUGAAGUGUCCAUACUGUCCAGUUGAACAGAUCUCUACAGAGGCAAUACAAAUCUACUUCUAAAAUAAUGCACAGGAAGAUUUCAAGAUAUUUGUGAAAACUGACCCAAGAUAUUAAAAGGUGUGAUCUCCUAAUAAACACUUGAAAGUAUUUAAAAAUGUUUAUAUUUAUUCAUCACAGAGUUCAUAGUGUUUUGAAUAAUAUUUACGCAUAUUAAAAAUCCUUUUGAUGAACUAAGAAUGAACAUCGUGAUUUAUUUUAAAAGUAUUUAAAAAUGUUUACAUAUAUUCAUUCAUCACAGAGUUCAUAGUAGUGUUUUGAAUAACAUAUGGCUACACAUUUUACAAUCUGAUAAAAAUACAGAUCUAUAUUUCGUUUCGUUUUUUAUACUUUUGAUGGCCUACACUACAGGAAGAUCUGACCAGUUGUAGUGGGAGGUUGCAACAGAUGUCAUACAAGCGGCUUUUGACUCAGACAGUGAUUAAUCAACCAGUCUUGACGUUUCUAGCCAAGAACUCACCGUAACAGACCGUUUUAUUGGCUGAUCCCUCACAUUAACCAGAACGCGGCUUAUAAAACAACUCUUCCAGGUCCUAGUGGUGUGAAGACAAGUAAAACGAAAUUUAGAACUUUUGAAAAACGAAACAAAAUAGGAUCUGUGUUUUAAUCAAAAACUUUUUGAUGGAACUAAGAAUGAACAUUGUGAUUCAUUUUAGAAUUUGUUGAAAAUAUAAUCAUAAGUCUUUUCUGCAUCUAAUGCAUACAGGCCUGUUUAUAAAGUGGAGUUGUUGGAAACUGUUGUCGUUAAUUUAUGAACGAUAAUACUCGAUUACUUUUAGAAAUAGAUUAUUUAUUUGAACGGGAAUGCCUAACAUAUCUUUGGACACAGCUAGAUAGGAAAAUUGUGAAAUACAUAAUUUUAAAAAUGAUACAGACUAACCCAAUUUAAUUUUUGCUUUUCUGAGUGUUGAUAAAUAAAAACCCACACAACUCUUAUGAAAAAUGAUUUAUUUAGAAUUUAAAAAAUUUAAUAUAUGCAACUUCAAAAUUUUGAGAUGAGCAACCAAGGGUUGGGAUUUUUAAAUCAAUAGGACACAAACAUUUUUUAGUAUUCCCGAGGAACAAAUAUUAAAAUUGAUGUGUGUGGUACAAAAUUAUGUGUGGUACACUUGUCAUUUUUUUGUCCUUUUAUAUACCAGAACCACAUUAAAAAAAAAAAAAAAAAAUAGCUAUGACAAUUUCCAACAUCGGAAAGUAUUGAAUGGUCUAUAUAGAGUACACAUAUACCCUGCCUUGUUUAAUCAAUUUAAACAAUGAUAGCUAUGACAAUUUCCAACAUUUGAUAGUAUUGAAUGGUCUAUAGAACACAUACCCUGCCUUGUUUAAUCAUUUUUGUAAAUAUUGCAGACCAUUUUUAUUCAUGAAAUGUACAUGUUUGUCAUGAUCAGGAGCUGGUAGCAUAGGACAUGAUUAACGUUUUGUUCUGGAACCUCUUGUUUAUUUAAUAAAUCCCCCCCCGAUCCCCCUCCCACGCCCACCUCUCCCCCCCAUAUGAAAUCAUUUUUGUAUCUUGAUUAUUUUAUUAUGAUCAACAAUUUUAUCAUAUUUUUUUUUAGAAAAAAAAAUAAUUAAAAGUGUAAUUAUUUGAACAAAGUUCAGCAUUUAAAAGGAAGCCUUGAAAUUGUUCCUUGUUUCUUAUGAUGUAUAUAAUAUGAUAGGUACAUUUUAUUUGUGGGUAAAUAAGGUUUUCAUGUUGAUGUUUUAACAAAUUUUGUUAACUAAUGGAUAUUAAAUGUCGCAGCUGAUGUAUAUGUUGAACAUUAUUAUUAGUCAAUGUGGAAUACUAUUUUAUUAAAGAUGCAUUAUGUAAGAUUUAGAUAAAGAGCUGGCCGUUCUUGCUAUAAUAGUUGAAAAUUAGAUGAAUGUAUUGAAAAUUCAUUCUAAUUACUUUAUUCUGAGUGAAGUUAUGACUCUUUGACGAUGUUACAUCGAUUGUUUAUUUUUGUAGCAAUGGUACAUGACAAUCUAGACUAAAUUCUGAUUAUCCAGUUUAUCGUUAAAGUUUCAAAUCUCGCAAAUGUUCUAAUCCAUGUAAAUCAUGUCCAUUUAUUUAUGUGAAUCUAUAUAUAUAUUUGUGACUGUCGUUUGUCUGUCUGUCUUUCUGUCUGUCUGUCUGUCUGUCUGUCUGUUCGGGGUUGGCGGCUACACUAGGUCUGCACCGAGUCUGAAAUUUGGGGUAUAAGGGUAGCUCGGACCGGGGAGUAACAUAGGCCAGGUGGCGUUAGUCUACCACUUCCGGUUUCGGAGUUAUGACCCCCGAGCGUAGCCGGUCUGUUCGGGGUUGGCCGCUACACAAGGUCUGCCCUGACUCUGAAAUUGUGGGUAUAGGAAUAGCUCGGACCGGGGAGUAACAUAGGCCAGGUGGCGUUAGUCUACCACUUCCGGUUUCGGAGUUAUGACCCCCGAGCGUAGCCGGUCUGUUCGGGGUUGGCCGCUACACAAGGUCUGCCCUGACUCUGAAAUUGUGGGUAUAGGAAUAGCUCGGACCGGGGAGUAACAUAGGCCAGGUGGCGUUAGUCUACCACUUCCGGUUUCGGAGUUAUGACCCCCAAGCGAAGUCUGUCUGUUCGGGGUUGGCGGCUACACUAGGUCUGCACCGAGUCUGAAAUUUGGGGUAUAAGGGUAGCUCGGACCGGGGAGUAACAUAGGCCAGGUGGCAUUAGUCUACCACUUCCGGUUUCAGAGUUAUGACCCCCGAGCGAAGUAUGUUCGGGGUUGGCAGCUACAUCUUCCCCGAGUCUGAAAUUUGGGGUAUAGGGGUAGCUCGGACCGGGGAGUAACAUAGGCCAGGUGGCGUUAGUCUACCACUUCCGGUUUCGGGUUGUGACCCCCGAGCAAAGCCGGGUAUCCUGCUAGUAAAUGUCUAAAUAACAAUUUAUAUAGCAUUUGAAGCCAAAAUAAAGACCCACAAUGGGACAAUUUAGCUCUUAUACAUAAUGCAUCUUUAAAGUACAAGUACCACAGUGUUUAUAUAGUAAGUACAUAUGUUAAAGUACCGGUAUAAUAGUGUUUAUAUAUAGUACAUAUGACUUGGAUUAUUAUUAUUAUUAUUUAUGAUUUGUAAAAGAAUGCGAUUUGUUUAUUCUAUGUUUAAAUGUAUAUUUACAUAUAACAUAAUGUGUGUGUGUGUGUGUCCAAGCAUUAUUAUCUUGUUCUUCUGUCCAAUCCAUAAUUGUUUUUGUGUCAUAUAUAUUGUUUUGUAAAUAAAUAAUUUAAAAGAAAAUAA